Triplophysa dalaica is the source of this 1546-nucleotide messenger RNA. RefSeq names its product pelota mRNA surveillance and ribosome rescue factor (gene pelo). The coding region runs from base 148 to 1305 and encodes 385 amino acids. The record is from RefSeq and is a predicted model, not a curated record. Gene Ontology annotation, cellular component: cytoplasm. Lineage: Eukaryota; Metazoa; Chordata; Actinopteri; Cypriniformes; Nemacheilidae. The transcript is spliced from 13 exons. Gene Ontology annotation, biological process: nuclear-transcribed mRNA catabolic process, non-stop decay; RNA surveillance; nuclear-transcribed mRNA catabolic process, no-go decay.
CCAUUGACGCAAUCAGAAGGCGACAGUUCCUGUGGUGUGAUUGUUCUCAAGCAAGAGUAUGCCAGUGCUGACGGCGCAAAACCAAUAAAAAAUCAGUCAGAAUAAAUAAAGAUGCUUUUAGUUUUUGAAUAGUUAACCUGCUUUACCAUGAAGUUGGUUCAUAAGGACAUCGAGAAGGACAAUGCGGGUCAGGUGACCCUCAUACCUGAGGAGGCAGAAGACAUGUGGCACACCUACAAUCUGCUGCAGGUGGGUGACAGCCUCAGAGCCUCAACCAUAAGGAAGGUGCAGACAGAGUCCUCUACUGGCAGUGUGGGCAGCUCACGUGUAAGAACCACACUGACUUUAUGUGUGGAGACAAUAGACUUUGAUUCACAGGCCUGUCAACUAAGAGUGAAAGGAACCAAUAUCCAGGAGAACCAGUAUGUCAAGAUGGGCGCCUAUCACACCAUUGAGCUGGAGCUAAACAGAAAUUUCACCCUUGCAAAGAAAGUCUGGGACAGUGUAGUGCUGGACCGAAUUGAACAAGCAUGUGAUCCUGCUCAGAAAGCGGAUGUGGCUGCUGUGGUGAUGCAGGAAGGUCUAGCCAACCUGGUUCUUGUGACCCCUGCUAUGACCUUGAUGAGGGCUAAAGUUGAAGUCACCAUUCCACGUAAAAGGAAAGGUAGCUGCACCCAACAUGACAAGGCAUUAGAGCGAUUUUAUGAAGCUGUUAUGCAGGGGAUUCUGAGACAUUUCAAUUUUGACGUGAUAAAGUGUAUUCUGGUGGCCAGUCCAGGCUUUGUGAAAGAUCAGUUCAUCACUUACCUCUUCAAAGAAGCUGUGAGACAAGACUGCAAGAUUCUGCUGGAGAACAGAUCUAAAUUCAUGCUGGUGCACUCCUCAUCCGGACACAAGUACUCACUAAAAGAAGUUCUGUGUGAUCCAGCAGUAACAGCUCGGCUGUCUGACACGAAGGCAGCUGGAGAGGUGAAAGCCCUGGAGGACUUUUACAAGAUGCUCCAACAAGAACCAGAUAGAGCCUUUUAUGGGCUGGCCCAUGUGGAAAGAGCAAGUGAAGCUUUAGCCGUUGACAUCUUACUGAUCAGUGACAAACUAUUCAGACAUCAGGAUAUAGCCACACGAAGCCGAUAUGUUCGUCUGGUUGAUAACGUGAGAGAGAACGGCGGAACUGUCAGGAUGUUCUCAAGUCUGCAUGUGUCUGGAGAACAGUUGAAUCAGUUGAGUGGAGUGGCAGCCAUCUUAAGGUUUCCCAUCGCUGAAGUGUCUGACGCAGAGGAGGACAGCAGCUCAGAUGAAGACUAACAUUAUGAGACUCUUUGCUAUGAUGGAAACAUAUUUUGCAUUUAAAGACUUAUCUGAGCUUCCUUGAAAAAAGUCGCAAAAACUUGAAUUUAAUUCCAAAAUUUAAGAAGAUAGAAUUCUAAAAAUGAAAUGAAAAUACUAAAGAAUGCAUCAGUAUCGUGUUAACAUUUACAACUUCAUUAACAAAUGUUCAAAUUAUUUGAAUUAUACCAUUCUUCAUAAAAACAGAAAUUUGUGUUUU